Molecule: messenger RNA, 2445 nt
Organism: Vollenhovia emeryi
Lineage: Eukaryota; Metazoa; Arthropoda; Insecta; Hymenoptera; Formicidae
Exons: 1
Coding region: 1-2445 (814 amino acids)
Source: RefSeq, a predicted model, not a curated record
AUGGACUCCUUCGACGAAUUGAUGUACGAGCAGGUGUCACUAAUGAAAUCCGUGACUCAUGCCGUAUCCAAUUUUAAAAAGUUGGGUCAAGCUAAGAUGACCUACGCCGUGACUAAAAAACGCCUAGAGACUUUGGAGACGAGGUUCAACCAAUGCCGUAAAUUGGAUGCCAAAUUACUCGCUGCCACAGAUGAAACGGAGAGGGCCAGUACAUCAUAUUUGGCGAAUCACGAGUUUGACGAGUGCCAAGACGCCUACGAUUCAGCGUUGGACUAUUUCGCAGAGGUUUUUCAAGACCUUUCCCCGUCCUCCCCUUCCACCUCGGCUAACGUAAGUCAUUCGCGCGAAUGUACGUCUCAUACUCCACCAAAUUUACCGAAAAUCUCGCUGCCGACCUUCGAUGGAUCGUUCGAUAAAUGGGAGAGCUUCCGCGACCGUUUCAAGUCGAUGAUCAUCGAAGAAAAAAGCCUGUCAAUCGUACAAAAACUGCAUCAUUUAUUUUCGUGUCUCAAAGGCGACGCGCUCACAGCGAUCGAACAUUUAACUGUUACGUCCGACAACUUUAAGGUAGCGUGGACGACUCUUUCGUCCAAUUUCGAAAACGAGCGUCGGUUGAUCAACGCAUACAUACAUCGCCUAUUUACAUUGCCCAAUGUCACUGCGAAAUCAGCAACCGAACUUCGAGCUCUACAGAACCAACUAACUGCCGCGAUUGCCGCGUUAAAGAAUUUGUCGCGUCCGGUCGACCGUUGGAGCGAUAUCUUCGUUUAUCUCGCAACGCAAAAACUCGAUAAAUCCUCGCGCGAAGCGUGGGAAAUUAAGUUGGGUAAAACUCUUGCGUAUCCUACAUUUGCCGAAAUUAGCGCGUUUUUAGAUUCUCGUAUCCGAGCCCUCGACGCUCUUGUACCCAUCGCUCCGACGUCCGAUAAACAGAGCGAUAAAUCAACUGCGAAAUCAAAACACCGGGCGACCGCCUCACAUACCACGAGCGCUACCAAACUUCCGUGUCCUGUGUGCGACUCGAAUCAUCUAUUGUAUCAAUGUUCCGCGUUUCUCGCAAAAACUCCGACACAGCGAUACGAAAUAAUUCGUAAUGGCAAACGCUGCCUUAAUUGUUUAAGUUCGAAGCAUCAAGCAAAAGAGUGCACAAGUACCCGCUCGUGUAAAGAGUGCCAUAAAAAGCAUCACACGCUUUUACACUUUUCCGACGCCCCGAAAUCAGCUGUUCACGCGUCACCGCUCCCCGCGGCAACGACUCCCAUCGCGUCAACUACUGACAUUUCCUCGCAUAUCGUUGCGAAAGCUAGACCAGCGCAUCAAAUUCUGCUUGCAACUGCUCGCGUUCGCGUACAUUCAACGCACGGACGAUCUCAAUGGGCACGAGCGCUCAUUGAUCAAGGAUCAGCGACAUCCUUCAUUACUGAGAAUUUAGUACAGUCUUUAAGACCGAAAUUGAAAACCGCUGUCAAGGUAACAGGUAUCGGCGAGACACAGACUAGCGUUCGACACGCCGCUAACCUAACGAUUACUCCCAGUAACGCGGAUGCUCCGGUUUAUUCAACCCCCGCGUUAAUUCUAAGAUCUCUUACUCAAUAUUCACCGAAUCGUCUUGACAUUCAAACACAAUGGCCGCAUUUGACUGGACUCACGUUAGCGGAUCCCGAUCCCGCGGGGUCAGAUUCAAUAGAAAUCAUAAUAGGAGCUGAUCUUUUCGGCUCCUUAAUUCUCGAUGGUCUUCGCAAAGGUGCCGCCAACGAACCGAUUGCACAGAAUACCGUCUUAGGAUGGAUUAUUUCCGGGCCUACCGCGCAUCCACGACCGCUAUCUCAACCGUCGAUCGGAGUGCAUCACAGUUCUGUAACGGAUGAUCUCGACCAAACUUUUCGACGAUUUUGGGAAAUCGAGGAAGUUCCCACUUCCGAAAAAUUAACUCCAGAAGAAAAGGCUUGCGACGACCACUUCCAUUCGACGCAUUCUCGCAAUUCCGAAGGUCGUUAUAUAGUCAGACUUCCAUUCAAAACCGGACCCCCUAUCAAUAUUGGAGAGUCUCGACAUACCGCACUUCAAAAUUACCUUUGCACCGAAACCCGCCUUAAAACGGAUUCAAAGAAAUCAACAGAAUAUCACAACUUUUUAAAGGAAUAUUCUGAUCUGGGACACAUACUACGCGUCUCAGAACCCGAAAAAUUAAACAAUUCCACUCAAAUCGUGUACAUCCCGCACCACGCAGUAUUCCGCGCUAACAGCGCAACUUCGCAAAUCCGCAUCGUUUUUAACGCAUCAAGCCGAACUUCCAACGGUACGACGUUAAACGAUCACUUGCUUCCGGGUCCUAAACUUCAACCUUGCCUCAAUUAUUUUGCGUUGGCGCUCAUUUCGAUACAUUUACUCCGCCGACGUGGCAAAAAUGUAUUGCCAAAUUAUCGUCGAUCCACGAGAUCGUGA